Gymnogyps californianus (California condor) is the source of this 2310-nucleotide messenger RNA. RefSeq names its product ER membrane associated RNA degradation (gene ERMARD). The coding region runs from base 109 to 1956 and encodes 615 amino acids. The record is from RefSeq and is a predicted model, not a curated record. The transcript is spliced from 17 exons. Lineage: Eukaryota; Metazoa; Chordata; Aves; Accipitriformes; Cathartidae.
GUGCAUUAUGUGAUUUGCAAACUUGGAUUUGAGAAGAAAGACACCUAUGAUAUUAAUAAUUUUUUGUCUGAAAAUGGUGAAGUAUGUUGGCAGGCUGUUACAGAGCACAUGUGUUACCUUGAAUCAGAUCAAAGUGUGGAUUAUAUCAAAAGCAUACGAUCGUUAGGACCUGUAUGUGAAUCUGUUAAUUUGCACUUCAAAUCUCUGACCAAGGAGCAAUUUGUAACUCAGUAUGCAUUAUGGUUCCGCUGGACAAACUGCACAGAGUUAUUUCUUGAAGUUUUUGAUGUUCUACAAUAUACACAAACUACAGAAGUUGCUCUUGGCUUAAUGAAACUAACAUCAUGCUUGGAGCGAGCCUUGGGUGAUGUAUAUUUACUGAUUGGUAAAGAUUGUCCUUUCCUUCUAAGAGACUUGCUUGCUUCUGAGCAGCUUGCAGUUGUCUUUGGACAAGCUGUAAUGAAUGUACUGAGGGUAUUCAUUGGAUCUCCGUGUGGUCUGAAUCUUCGUAAUAUUUUGUGGCAUGGGUUUGCAUCCCCACAAGAAAUUCCUGCAAAAUAUUGUGCUAUGCUGCUUUUUUUAACUGCAGGAUUGGGUCAGUUGUUACAGACGUAUCUUCUGCAAACUAAAUGCAUUUUAGUACAUCGACCCUAUGUGAUCUUCGUUAGCUUAGAUGAGCUUGAUGUAUUUCCAGAUCUUAAUCAUGAAACACUUUCCAUAGCUGAAGAGCUAGUAAGACUGUCCAGUUUUGUAUUAAAAACAAUGUUACCAUUUUGGAUGGCUGCUUUAACAGCUUUCAAGCAAAGCAGGUAUGCUGACUGUGUGAUUCUCUUACUUCCUCAGCUGGAAGUUGGACUUAGAUUGCUCUUCACUACAACUAAUAAAUGUCCAAAUCGAUUGCUAACAGCUGAGCCUUCUGCCCUCUACACCACUUUCGAUGAGAUGCUAGCAAAGUGUUUGGAUAAUGAAGAAGUCAACCAGCUUCCUGCAGUUCUUCAGGAACCUGCCAUGGAAUUUCUUUGGGAUUUCUUGAACCACCAGGAGGGUCCACGUAUAAGAGAUCGUUUAAGCCAUGGAGAGAUCAAUCUAGAAGCAUUUCCCAGAGAGGUAGCUAAGCAGAUAGUUGCAUUUGCAAUUACUCUUCUCUGCAGAUUCUCAGAUGAGGACAUGUUUGCUUUUAAGGAACAUAUGGUCAUAAAACCACUGAUGAACUGCGCAAGUUGCUACCGUUCUCGAUUUCAUCCAAUUUCACGACUCAAGAAACAGGUGCUGGCAUGUAUGAAGAGCAUUCACUUAUGGCCUGAAUUGCCAACAGUGCCUGAGGAACACGUUCAAACGAUUAAAGGGUUGGAAGGAAAUGCUGGAGCUAGUACUUUAAUUUUGAUAUCUGAAAUUAUAUCUCAGUUGCAGCAAUAUAUGCCCCAGAAUUGCUAUAGUUCAGAUGAUCCAAUCAAUAGUGUCCUAACAGAGAGGCUGUUGAUUGAACUUUGUGAUGCGCAUAUUUGCACGCUUUACUCUCCACGACCUGUUCUGGAAGUGUUGGUGGUACUCCGUAAAAUAAGCGCACAGUGCCAUCAAGUGUCUGAACAAGUUAUUGCCAGCGCUGAGCUGAGAUACAAACAGUGGAUGAACAAGACUCUACAUUCUCGCCAGAGGCAUAACUAUCUACGAAUGUUGAACAGCAUUAAAUUUUUGUCUCCGGUGUUGCGGCUCAUCUUAGUGUUGCUUACUCUGGAACUAGUCAAUGUUCAUUUGGUUUGUAAGAAGAAUCCUUUUGAAUAUCAGCGGUAUCUAAAGUUUUUUAAGUCAGUCUUGCAGUAUACUGAGAACUUGGUGACAUACACAAGCCCUGAGAAAAACAAGUGGAAUGAAACCAUGGAGCUUACAAACAAGGCUUUGAUAAAAAUAAGGAAAAUCAGUGACAGAAAGCUAAUGUUAAUGCAGCUAGCUGCAUAAAUUAAAUGCGUUUAAGAUUAUUUGGACAUUGUUAUAUCUUAAGAGUUCUGGAGUCCUCAAAUUUGACAAGUGUAGUUCAAAGAAACUUCAUCAGUCAUUGUCAAAUUUUGGAUGCAAAAUUUAGUCUUUUUAUUAGAAGGUGGCUGUUGAGACUGGAGUUGAAUGAUCAAGCUUCCGAAGAAUGGACUCUUUGCCAAAUCCAGUGAAAAAGAUUUACUGUGAGCUAAAUCAGGAUGAUGCAAGUUCUACUUUAAGUAUAUUAUGUGUUUUGUAGCUUGAUUUUUUUUUUUUUCAUAGUUUUCUGUUAUACUGAAAAUAUCUAAGAAAAGAGUGUGAAUAAAAGCUCUGGAAAAU